UCAGAUCAGGCUGUGAUUGGUGGAAAGUGUUUGAAACGCGCACGCGCUCUGCACUAGCAGCCAGGCAGUUCGUUGAGAGCGAAAGCAGCGCGAGCUCGGGGGGGUGCACUGCAUAGGAGAAGGCGUUUUCUCAGGACGGUAGCAGUAGCCCACCCGUUUUGUGAUAUGGAGAAUUUGGAGGAGGACUUGACAUGCUCUGUAUGCUAUUCCCUCUUUAACGAUCCACGAGUACUUCCCUGCUCCCACACCUUCUGCAGAGCAUGUCUGGACAGUGUGCUCCAGGUGUCCACUAAUUUCUCCAUCUGGCGCCCACUUCGCCUGCCACUCAAGUGUCCCAAUUGCCGUAGCAUGGUGGAACUUCCACCUAAUGGCGUGGAAGGUCUGCCGAUUAAUGUCUGUCUGCGCGCAAUCAUAGAGAAGUACCAGCGUGAUAAUCAGCCGAGAGAUCCUUCCUGCCCUGAGCACCAUCGCCAGCCGCUGAAUGUCUACUGCGUUCAGGACUGCAAGCUCAUAUGUGGCUUGUGCCUCACUAUCGGUCAGCAUCAAGGCCACACCAUUGAUGAUCUGCAGACAGCGUACGUCAAAGAGCGCAAUACUCCAGCCAGACUAGUCGAGUGCCUCACGGACAAGCGCUGGGAAGAAGUCUGUGGCCUGGUGGACAAGUUAGAACAGGAAAAAUCUCGACAUGAAGGUCUGAUAAAGCAAGACCGUGAAGCUGUUACGCAAUACUUCCAAGGCCUGGAGUGGCUUCUUGAGCAAAAGAAGGAUGCAUUCAUGAAAGCUCUGGACAAGGCCAAUGGACAGCUGGCUUGUACUUAUAAACCACUCAUCGAGAAGCUUAAGGAUAUGAAGGAGGAGCAGCUAGAGCUCAUCUCCAUCAUCUCAAGCAUCAGUGACGAUGAAUCCCCUCUUGUUUUCCUAGAGAAGGUGCACCACUUGAGGGAGAGGAUCGAUGCCUUGACCCAGACAGAGCUGCCUGAAGUUCCCACCCUACACAUCUCACCCCGUUUAGAGGAGUUCCUCAAGAAACACUGGAUUAACGUGACGCUUGGAAGACUGGAAGAUGGUCCAGUUCCAAAAAUCUCCUGUGAUGUGAAGAGACAUUCUAACAAAAAGCCACAAUCCGCAUUAGCUCAUAAGUGGACGUUCAAGUCUUUGACUAUUGUGGCUUUUCUAUUGCUGCUGCUGCUGUUUCUGCUUUUCUGGUUAAAUCCACUUAGUGGAGCAUCUCUUGGUUUCUCCAGUCUCUCACAGAUUAGUCAAAUAGUCACGAGUCUAGCUCAUGAACUUUCUUUACCAGCUCAUGGCUCAGGGAAUUUUCUGUACUGCCUGUUUCAUGAUCUUAGCCUUAAAUUGAAUUCUUAUAUUUCAGCUGUAGGAGAGAGCACCUAUCAACAUGUGGCCUUCUUUUUUAAAACAUUACGGUUAUGCUAAGUCACUGUGCAACCAGAAGCUGUGCUGUGCUGUUUUACUUGGACAUUUACGUGUGUAUCACGCCAAGCAGAAAAGUUCAGUCAUGCAUCACUUGUCAGCUAGACAGAGCACAGCUUGCUGCAAACCACACUGUAGCAGUUAAUACUCCUGUUCAGUGAUGAAAGGGAAACAGCAAGAAUCUAAUUCACUAGAAAUGACAUUUCAUGUUUCUUCUGGUAACUUAUCAAACUAAUAUUUUAUAACACAAUACUACCGUUUUGUUUCUACUUUCUAAUUCCUAACGUUUUUCUACUGAAAUUUUAAUACCUUGUCUGUCUAAUCUGUCAGGUUUUUACUUCAAUGAAUAAUUAUCCAGAAACAUUUUGGACUGUUUUAUUCCCCCCCCAACAAUUUUAGAAAUGAAACUGUUAAGCCAGAGGCAAGAGAUGCACUUGUUAAAAGUAAUAUUCAUUAUGUAUUGCAGAUAUCGAUGAUUAUUUACACACAGACAGUGCAGCGUGAGAUGUACACUAUGUCCAACUCACCAAACUACUAGAUAUACAGAGUCCAGAAGGACAGCCUUUUUGCUUAAUCUAAAGAAAUAGGUGCCCAAUUGUGAAGUUCAAACGUGUUUGUUGACUGCAGAGCUGUUUCAUCACUGCAUGAAGGGAGAACAAUGCUGCUGUGCUGUUCAGAGGCGCCAACUAAGGGUGGGCUAUAUAAUAACAAAAAGAACAAUAAUUAUAGACAUUUCUACAAUAUAAAAAGUGCAUCAUGGUAGAGGUUUACUACCUCUACUACUACUACUACUAUUUCAGCUACCACCAAAAUAUUGGGUGUUGUAUUAAAAAAAACCCCGUAUGCAAACAAUAAAGCACAAUAAUAUAUAUCUAUAUUUUUUGAAGGUUCAUUACAAAGUUUAUAUACAAAUCUGCUGUAUCUAAUUAGAGUAAUUGCCUUUUAAUAAUUGCCACAAUUUCUGUAGUAUAAGUGUAUUUUAUAUUUAAUUUCUUAUUUUAGCCCUAGUACCAACAUCUACAGUUUAGUGAAGUUUGUUCACAAGUUCACCCUGUACAAAGUGAAAAGGACAUAGACUCUGAAAGACAUUUAUUAACGUUCAAGUCCUUUUUCUUUGCUCAGAGUUCACACAUUCGAAG
This is a messenger RNA of Hemibagrus wyckioides, 2570 nucleotides long. It is a transcript of the gene trim59, whose product is annotated as tripartite motif containing 59. The record is from RefSeq and is a predicted model, not a curated record. The coding region runs from base 166 to 1434 and encodes 422 amino acids. The transcript has 2 exons. Gene Ontology annotation, molecular function: zinc ion binding. Gene Ontology annotation, cellular component: centrosome; intraciliary transport particle B; cilium. Lineage: Eukaryota; Metazoa; Chordata; Actinopteri; Siluriformes; Bagridae. Gene Ontology annotation, biological process: cilium assembly.